AUGGUUGCCAAGUACAAAGUCUCACUGGUUGAUAAUCUGAAAUGGCUAUGCUAUCGCGUGUUACUUACAGCAGAGUCGUGGCGCAACUAUCGAGGACAUUCGUGAUAUCCUUACGUACAUUACACGGAGGGGACCGAAAGGGAUGUCUAAGGAUACGGCCUACCACAGCAGAUGAUUACGAUGGAGUUGUGUCCAUAAGAGAUGAUAUCAAUAGAGGAUUUGAUUACAUUCCGGGGACGUACCACGAGUUGCUGAAAUACAACACGGGAUACGGUGGUUUUAUCGAUAGCAAUUUGGUCGCUUUCUUAUUCGGUGCUGUAAUUGAUGAUGGACGUACCAUUGCCAUGCAGUCUGGAAGAGUGAAAAGGGGAUAUGAAGGUCAAGGAAUCACUUCAGAGAUGAAAGAGCAUUGCUUGAUGAAUCUGUCUAAAACGGCUACUAAAAGUGUGAUCGUAAUAUCGUCACAAAAUACCUACAACUGUCUUAUUGAGAAGAAUGUACAGCUUUUGUGUAAAAUGGAGCGUUUGGCGUUUUCGGCAUCAAGGCAGUCUCUGUAUGGUCAGUGUUCUACUAGGGGAGAAACGUCUUGUUUGAAGAGAGCGGAUUCAGAUUUCAUGAAGAAUCUCUUUCUUGAUCCGAAAACCACAUCGGUCAUGUUUCCUGGAAACAGAAUAGUUAUAAGAGGAACGCCGUAUGAUUUGGUGACGUCCAACAUUGAUCGUAUAAUGUGUUGUAGCGAUCAAAUUCUUGUGAGCAGGCGGAGGGAUACUGAUGGUGUCAAUUUCAUGUCUAUUACUUCUACAUGGCGAUGCAAUACUACUACCGUUCUGUACAUCAACCUGUUUGGUGAAAGGGCUGAUGAGAGCAUUAUCUCUCAGCAUGUCCAUAUGCAAAUAGCAAGAAUAUUGAGCUCUUGUGAAGAAAAUAUCGUGCUUUAUGUGACUUCGGUAAUGCAGCAUCACUUGGAGACGAUAAAACGUGUUUUGGAGAAACAUUCUUGGAUAUAUCUCGAAGGACUCACUCUGUUCGCCAUCGAAAAGUCUUUUCGCAAUUUAUAG
Ylistrum balloti is the source of this 1058-nucleotide messenger RNA. RefSeq lists its product as uncharacterized. The record is from RefSeq and is a predicted model, not a curated record. NCBI's taxonomy places the organism in Eukaryota, Metazoa, Mollusca, Bivalvia, Pectinida, Pectinidae. The transcript has 3 exons. Bases 42 to 1058 code for a protein of 338 amino acids.